Acanthopagrus latus (yellowfin seabream) is the source of this 3624-nucleotide messenger RNA. It is a transcript of the gene bend7, whose product is annotated as BEN domain containing 7. The transcript is spliced from 10 exons. Bases 1471 to 2787 code for a protein of 438 amino acids. NCBI's taxonomy places the organism in Eukaryota, Metazoa, Chordata, Actinopteri, Spariformes, Sparidae. Gene Ontology annotation, molecular function: DNA binding. The record is from RefSeq and is a predicted model, not a curated record.
UAACAGACUUGUUUCACCCUUUUAAACAAACUCAACAUGAAGCACAAUGAAAAGAGGGACAUGACAUGGUAAUGCUCACAACAGACGCCAUACACUCCCUCCCUCUUUCUUGUUUUUCAUAGGGUAUCAAUGCUGGUACUGGUGGUGCUGGUGCCAGCAGACGAUUAUUUAUAAUUAAUCUGAUAUUGUUAAUAUUUUGUUUUAGUACUAAUAGUCAAUCCCACAAAAUUGCCACAUUAUCCAUAUGGAAGUAUUCAGACAAAAAUAUCAUAAACUUUGAUUUUGUCACCUGGUUUGAGGUGCUUCUGAGGACAUCUUAAAAUAUCAAGACACAUUUAGUCGAUCACUAUGUAAUAUAGGAAUUCCCAAUGCUAAAUCGUAUGCAACUAGUCUUGUUUCAGUUUCUUUACCUUCAGUCCAGUUAAGACGAGCAAAUGCGUGAGAUUAUAUAUUGAAAACAGAAGUUGGUCUGAUGUUUCCAAAACUCUGGCAAUGAAGAUGCUGAUGAAGGUUUUCAGUCAUCCAGGUCAUGGUGCUGUGUCGUAGGCAACUGGACUCGUUUCAGUUUCCUGAGGAUAUUUAACCUCUCAUCCAAGAGGCUUUUUCAGUUCUAACUAGCUGGAGAGGAGUUGCAGGCUUUUAAACUCUUUUGGGGUGUUAAGGCCACUAGUGGAUCUUUGGUCCAACUAGCCUUAAUGAGGUUUGCUAAGGCUAGGUGAGCCCAUGUAUGAAUGGUUAGUAGGCUGUCUGGGGAGGGAACUCAGGACAGCAUUGUAGAUGGGUGAUAAGUGAUGCCUUAAGCAACCUCCUCUGUUCAAAGAUUGUUGUUCAAGUUUGACAUGGAUGGAUUCCUUUACUCCUUUUUAAACCGUUUUCACUGGACAAGAUAUUUACAUUGUUGUCUUCAACAUUGUACAAUGUCAGUGGGGAGACAAAACAAACUCUCCAUAAACGACAACACAGGAGGGCCAAGUCCUCAGGUCACGACUCUGCUGUCCACUGAUGUCUGAGGGACAAAAACCUUCCUUUGAAGACAGCAGUGUAAAUCAUCUUCAGACAAGACAGAUGGUUUUAAAGAGGAGCAAAGUAUUCCAUCCAUGUCAAACUGGAACGACCGUCCACAAACAAGUCCGAAACAGCACCUACAAAUGGCUACGAAGCACACUAACACACAAAACUGACACUCAUACUGUAAUGACAGCGAUCAGAUAUCGAUAAGCUUUAGUCCAAUCUUUACAUCACAGAAUAGUUUACAGAAUAGAAGCAUUUUGUGGCGCAUUUUGGAGUUUGGGGUUUGAAUCCAAGUGUUCCCACGGGAAUCGGCAAUCACAGACAAUGUAUUAUUACCGUUAAAGAAAUAGAUAUAAUACUUUUAUCUCGAGUUUAAAGCAGGCUGUAAGUGAAUAUCAGCCUAUAUAAUGAAGACCACCUAACGUUGACGCAUCGUUACAUUCUGACCCUUCGUAUGCGAUGAAUUCCGGCUGCAAAGAUGCCAACGGAGAGCGCAGAGACGCUGCUGUGCCGGACGUUUGGGUGGGGGAUGAGGGCAUGGAGAUCAAGAGGCAAAUCACAGGGAUGAUGAGGCUGCUGAGUGAUAAGACAGGCAGGGUGUAUCAGCGCGCAGGAGCAGAGCAAGACAGCUUCACAAAGGAGCCCCAGGAAAGGCAUCCGACCUGGGGACAACAGGCUGCACCUUUAUCUCUCGUAUCAGAGGAUCACCAGAGCAACAGCUGGAGCCCUGCUGGGGAGCCCGGGCCUUCACCUUCAUCCACAUCCACCCCCAUCCCCAACGGCCCAGUCUGUGGCCAGUACAGCACCCGCUCCAAAGCCAUGAGGAUCCUAAAUAACACCAAGGAUCUGAUCAAAGUGAAUGAUGAUGUAGUCCCUCCUGCUGUACCAGAAGCCCCCUGCUGCAUGUGUAACUGUAAGGGCACCUUGCAGGCUAUUUUGCAGGAAAUGAGAGCCAUGAGGAGGCUGAUGCAGACUCAAAAAGCAUCCUUGGAAAGACAAGAACUCACAGCAUCACCAUGCCAACCUCGUCUUUGUCCAGGCCCCAUUCCUCGCUGUAGGCCCCGCAAGAGGAGGCCGAUCUAUAAAGUGGCGCCGCUCACUGUGUCUAGUGCUAGAAGAGCUUCUCCUGGCCCUCCGGAGACAUCGCCACUUAUAGCUGCACCUGCAGAAACUGGAAAGGGCAAAGAUUGUGAGAAAGAGCAAGACUCAUCUACCCACAACUGUCACCCAGGCUCCUCCGGGGUUUCUGUGCUGCCACCACAGAACAAGCCAGCGACUGUCAACAGCACACACAGCACUCUGCUGAACCAGCUGAGGGAACCACAGUCGUUAGAGUCUGAGGUGCGUCUGGCAGAGGAUCAUGACGUGUUCAUCUCAAAGGCUCAGCUGGACUCCAUUCUGGUCAACUAUACACGCUCUGGCAGCCUGCUGUUCAGGAAACUGGUGUGUGCCUUCUUCGACGAUGCCACCCUGGCUAACUCCUUGCCAAAUGGUAAAAGGAAGAGAGGGCUCAAUGAUAACCGCAAGGGCUUGGACCAGAACAUCGUGGGUGCCAUUAAAGUGUUUACAGAGAAAUACUGCACUGAACACAGAAUAGAGAAGUUGCCCGGGCCACGAGACUGGGUUCAGAUCCUUCAAGACCAGAUCAAACUUGCCAGAAGGAGACUGAAAAGAGAUGCUGCAGAAGCAGAGGAAGUCUUAAAUGGACCGUCCACAAGUUGUGACUACAACAAGCCGGCUGGUGUGAAGGGGGCAGUGGUGAACAUGACGGGUUGAUUCAAGGGCUGCCACAAUGGCCUUACUGCAGAUGUGCUGAUUGUCUUCAUUACUUCUCUAACUUGAUGCAUUUUGCCACUUUAGCUCUGUGUUAUGGAUAUUAAGGGUGGUGGGAAAAAACCCAAUAGGACCAAAUGAAGGAGACGCCUGCGUAACGAUAUCCUCUCACACACAUGUAAACACACUCCAGCUUUUGUGAUUCUUAAGACUUUUCAUGGGACUCAUACUGGGACCUGGGAUAGACAUUAAACUAUACCAUUGUUAAAAAUGUCAAGCCAUGUUCAUGUUUAAAGGCGACUUACUGUUUACAUCAUAGGCUAUAGCUUUAAAAUGCCUAGUUCUCAUGUGUCACUACACGGGGGAGUCCGAAUCGAGACAAAGUACUGUAACAGUAUAACAUUCAUAUAUUUUGCACAAAUUAUUAAGGGAAGUUGUCCAUUGUUGAUUGUGCCUUUUAAGUGAGCAGUACUUUAAUGGGUGUUAUGUGCAUGUCCACCUCAAUUACAAACUACAUCCAAAAGUAAACAAUUGACGGGUUUUUAAGCCAAUUUCUCUAAUUAAAAUAGGUGGAUAGGCCACAUCUGGCUGAAAAUAUAUAAAUAUACAGUCUUCUAUGUUUGUUUUCAUUAUUAGACUUUCUAGGCUAUGCAUAUCAGUGCUAUUGUCGUUAAUACUGUGAUGGAAUUAAAGCAUUUUUUAAUUUUAUUUCUGCUCACUGUGCACACGAAAUGAGUAACUGUUUCCAUUACUGAAUAUGUUUUCUUGACUAUUUCUGUUUUAUGUAAUUUCUCCACAUACUCGUCAUUAAAAUCAAGAAAAUAAAUGACAAAAACUCCA